This is a messenger RNA of Symbiodinium pilosum, 420 nucleotides long. The record is from the annotation of a GenBank genome assembly. NCBI's taxonomy places the organism in Eukaryota, Dinophyceae, Suessiales, Symbiodiniaceae.
AUGAAGGUCAUUACAAGAGAGGAGUUGGAAAAGCACAACUCUGAUGGCGAUGUCUGGAUGGCCAUCCAUGGCUUGGUCUACGAUGUUUCCAAGUUUUUGCCAGAUCAUCCCGGAGGUGCACACCUGCUACAAGACGUCGCUGGUAGAGAUGCUUCCGGAGAGUUUGAGGAUGCGCUGCACUCGGAGCAAGCUCGAAAAGAGGAGGCCAUUGUCUUAAAAGGUGUGCUCGAGGGCUGUGAAAAACAAGUCGAGAAACACAAAGAAGCUGGAUGGACCGAAGAACAAGGAAUACCAGAUCCAGAGACGCAGGAAGGGGGGGGCUAUGGAUCCUCGCGAUCGAUAGCAGCCAUUGUACUGCUUGUUGGCAGCCUCGGGGCUGCGCUGGCGGCAGUUGCCUUCUUGAAGUCUCGCAGGAAGUAG